Gavia stellata (red-throated loon) is the source of this 479-nucleotide messenger RNA. It is a transcript of the gene PTMS, whose product is annotated as parathymosin. Gene Ontology annotation, molecular function: histone binding. Gene Ontology annotation, cellular component: nucleus. Bases 122 to 439 code for a protein of 105 amino acids. NCBI's taxonomy places the organism in Eukaryota, Metazoa, Chordata, Aves, Gaviiformes, Gaviidae. Gene Ontology annotation, biological process: negative regulation of apoptotic process; positive regulation of transcription by RNA polymerase II. The transcript is spliced from 5 exons. The record is from RefSeq and is a predicted model, not a curated record.
GGCGGGAACCCGCCGCCUCCGGAUCGCCGACACUCUCCGCCACCCCCCCCGCCUCGCUGUCUCCCCGCGGGGCUCCCUCGGACCGCUCCCACCGGCCUUUCCCUUCGCUACCCGAGCCAGGAUGUCGGAAAAACGCGUCGAGGAGGCGCCGGCGGAGCUGAGCGCUAAGGAAAUGAAAGAAAAGAAGGAAAAACUUGAGGAGAAAACAGUCCACAAAGAAAAAAAGAAGGAGAUAGUAGAGGAUGAGGAAAAUGGGGCUGAAGAGGAUGAGGAAGAGAAUCCUGAUGAUGUGGAUGAAGAAGAAGGUGGUGAUGAGGAUGAAGAAGGAGACGAGAAUGGGCAAGAGCAGGAUGGUCACGCAGAAAAACGAUCCGCAGAGGAGGAAGAGGAUGAAGUGGAUCCAAAGAGACAGAAGACAGAAAACGGGUCUUCAGCUUGAGUCCUCCCCUCCCAUCUCCUCUGUUCCGUCCAUCUCUCCU